This is a messenger RNA of Parnassius apollo (apollo), 870 nucleotides long. The record is from the annotation of a GenBank genome assembly. NCBI's taxonomy places the organism in Eukaryota, Metazoa, Arthropoda, Insecta, Lepidoptera, Papilionidae.
AUGAAGAGAGUUGAUAAAAUAAUUACUUUAGCCUUAAAAAAUGGAACAACUGAACCAUUACAAGGAUGUUCAAAAGAUGACCAUAUCAGUACAUCAUUAAAUAAAUCUGAGGUUAGUAGUGAGCUUAACCAAGAUCAAAUACGAGCUGCUGAGGGUUUAGAAAGUUUGAUUACUCUUUCUGAUUUAGGAUUAUCACAUGAUGAUCGAAAUGAUAUGACAACACCACUUGAUACAUGUGGCGGUCAAAACAAAAAUAGCCAUGUGGCUGCUAUGUUUCUUUGCAUAAGCAAACUUAUACCAGAUAUGCGAAUAGAUCACAAGUUUUUAAUCCCUGGUCAUACUCACAUGGAAUGUGAUUCUGUUCAUGCUCAAAUAGAGCGAAAAAAGAAAAAGACUGACAUGUCUAUACAUUUGCCUAGAGACUGGUACAAUUUGGUAAGAUUAACAAGUUCAAAUAUUACUGUCAUUAUCAUGAGAAAUGAUAUGUUUCUUGAUUUUGCAAGUUUGUACAAGAGUCCAAUGCAAUUAAGGAAGGUCGAUCCAUCUGGAGAAAAGUUUAUAUGGCAUGACGUGAAAUGGUUCCGGUACAGUGGUGAAAAUGAAUCAGGCACAAUACAAUUUAAAACCAACAUAGACUCGCCUGUAUUCAAAAAUAUUUCUUUUAGUAGAAGAGGCAAAGCAAACGAACCGUUCAAUCCUCAGAAAUGUUACGAUAAUCCUUUGCCUAUUAGUCAAGAAAAAAAAAAUAAAGAUCUCUUGGGUAUUCUUCAUUUAAUUGACAAUGAUUGCCACAAUUUUUAUAAGAAAUUAGAAACUAAUUCAAGUACCCGUUAUGUGGACACUGACCUAGAGGAAUUUAACGAUGUCUAA